Molecule: messenger RNA, 1553 nt
Organism: Nymphaea colorata (pocket water lily)
Lineage: Eukaryota; Viridiplantae; Streptophyta; Magnoliopsida; Nymphaeales; Nymphaeaceae
Product: phospholipase A1-II 1-like
Exons: 2
Coding region: 48-1268 (406 amino acids)
Biological process (GO): lipid metabolic process
Molecular function (GO): glycerophospholipid phospholipase A1 activity
Source: RefSeq, a predicted model, not a curated record
AGUUCAAGAGGAGUUAUUCCUUCUCAGUACUGCCAAUUCUGAACACCAUGUUCUGGAAGACUACCCACCAAUGGAGAACUCUCCAAGGCAGCACUUACUGGAAGAACUUGCUUGAUCCGCUCGACAUCGGCCUCCGCCGAUCGGUCAUCCACUACGGCGAACUUGUUCAAGCAACUUAUGAUGCAUUCAUCAGCGAUCGCGUAUCCCGGUUCGCGGGCGACUCGCGGUACGCGGAACAAGAUCUUCUGGCCAAGGUUGGGCUGCCCAGGCAAGCCUCCAUGUACGAGGUCACAAAGUUUGUGUAUGGCACCUCAAGCAUCCUGCUCCCCAGCUCCCUGCUCAUCAAGCCCCUGUCAAGGGAAGCAUGGAACAAGGAGUCCAACUGGAUGGGCUACGUCGCGGCGGCGACCGACGCCGGAAAGGCGGAUUUGGGGAGGAGGGACAUUGUGGUAGUCUGGAGGGGCACAGAGGAUGUGCUGGAGUGGAUGACUGACUUUCAGUUCCUCUUGCAGUCGGCCACAAAGCUGCUGAGGCCUCUGUUGCAUGAUGGUCAUCAAGCUGUUAACGUUCAUCAGGGUUGGUUGUCCAUCUAUACUUCUGAUGACCCCAGAUCACAGUACAACAAGAAAAGCGCUAGAGAUCAGGUCCUAAGUGAGAUCAAGAGACUGGUGGACCUGUACAAGGACGAAGACGUGAGCAUCACCGUGACUGGCCACAGCCUAGGUGCAGCCCUGGGCACCCUCAAUGCCCUAGACAUAGUCGCCAGUGGCGCAAACAGGCCCAGCCAGGACAUGAACAAGCACAUCCCGGUGACGGCCAUUGUCUUCGCCAGCCCGCGAGUCGGAGACGGCACUUUCCGGCAAGUGUUUGAGCAGACGGAAGAUCUGAGACUGUUGAGAGUGAAGAACGAGCCGGACAUAGUCCCCACCUAUCCCUUGCUCGGCUACGAAGAUGUCGGCGUCGAGCUGGCAAUCGAUACCAGAAAAUCCAGUUAUCUUAAGUCUCCCGGCGACUUCAGCAGUUGGCACAGCUUGGAAGCAUAUCUUCAUGGCGUUGCAGGGACGCAAGGGAAGAACAGCAGCAAGUUCAAGCUCGAAGUCGAUCGUGAUAUUGCACUGAUCAACAAGUACUUGGACGCGUUGAAGGAUGAGUAUCUCAUUCCCACGUCCUGGAGGGUUGAGAAGAACAAAGGAAUGGUUCAGGGGCCGGAUGGACGGUGGGUCUUGAUGGACCAUCAGCUCCACAAGAGAUCAAUAGCAAAACUUUAAUCUGUAAGAUUAAGAUAUAAACGUGCUGAUGGUUGGACUUUAUAAUUAUCUGCAUCUAGUUACUGGAUUUUAUGCUUUUCUUAAGGAAAUGGUGUUCAUGAAUAAGCAGGGUAAGGGGUUAUCUCUUGUUAUAAAAAUAAUCAAUGUCAUAAAAUUCAGAAUCAAUUUAAAAUAUUUUGGUCUUUCCUAAUAAGAAAGGGAAAAUGAACUGGUACAGGCCGAUAUGAACCUGUGAUAUCAGAAAUAUAUUAUUGCAGUGCAAUAAAGGGAUGCAUUUGUUUCAAA